Paraphaeosphaeria sporulosa is the source of this 890-nucleotide messenger RNA. RefSeq lists its product as uncharacterized. Lineage: Eukaryota; Fungi; Ascomycota; Dothideomycetes; Pleosporales; Didymosphaeriaceae. The record is from RefSeq and is a predicted model, not a curated record. Bases 31 to 819 code for a protein of 262 amino acids. The transcript has a single exon.
UGUUUUCGUCAGUCAAGUCCUCCUAGGCAAAUGGAGCCUGCAGCACUUAUCGUCUCCGGGUCCUGGCAUCUCCCCAUCCACUACGCCGGCCUUGCCAAUUCCCUCCAUAAAGCCGGGUUUCGGGACGUUCGCAACCCGAAACUCCCCACAGCAGUCGAAAAACUUCCCGUCCCAGCCGAGGCAAUCAUCGAAGGCGACACGAAAGUCAUCAGAGCUGAACUCGCAAGCUUAGCAGACGCUGCUCAUUCAAUCACGAUUUUCUGUCAUUCCUAUGGAGGUGUGCUUGCUUCAAACUCCGUGGACGGCUUCCUUUGGGCGCAGCGAAAAGCAGCCGGUAAGCCAGGCGGAGUUGUUCACAUCGUUUACAUGGCGGCCUUCAUAAUUCCUGUUGGAACGGCGCUCGGCGACUCGUUCGGAGGAAAGAUACCGGAAUGGUUACGAGUGGAUGAAAAGGAUGGGACUCUGCACAUCAGCGAUCAUCGAAUGUCCUUUUAUAAUGACCUUGAUGACGCCGAGGCACAAAAGUGGGCGGGAAAAUGCGUUCAUUGCUCUUUGCACUGCUUUCAAGAUAAGUUGACCAGUGCACCGUAUGAGUAUAUCGGGAAAGGGCUGGACGCAACGUACCUCGUUUGCAAACAGGACUACCGACUCAUAGAGCCUAUUCAAGAGGCUAUGGCAACCUUGCUUGGGGAAGAUAGGAAGAUGGAGUAUAUCGAUGUUGGACACUGCGCCAUGGUUGGUGCUCCAGAAGAAGUGGCAAGUGUGGUGUGGAGAGCUUGGGAGUCCAGCAAAUCUCGUUUGGAAGGGUCGAGUGCAUAGAAGCUCCUCUCUCCUCCCCAUUCUUUUUGCAGUAAUGCCACCAAUACAUACAUCUCUCCCACUGAUCGUGC